This is a messenger RNA of Argentina anserina (silverweed cinquefoil), 627 nucleotides long. RefSeq names its product agamous-like MADS-box protein MADS9. The record is from RefSeq and is a predicted model, not a curated record. Gene Ontology annotation, biological process: positive regulation of transcription by RNA polymerase II. The transcript has 7 exons. NCBI's taxonomy places the organism in Eukaryota, Viridiplantae, Streptophyta, Magnoliopsida, Rosales, Rosaceae. Gene Ontology annotation, molecular function: protein dimerization activity; RNA polymerase II cis-regulatory region sequence-specific DNA binding; DNA-binding transcription factor activity, RNA polymerase II-specific. Bases 1 to 627 code for a protein of 208 amino acids. Gene Ontology annotation, cellular component: nucleus.
AUGGGGAGGGGUAAGAUUGAGAUCAAGAGGAUUGAGAAUUCAAGCAACAGGCAGGUGACCUAUUCUAAGAGAAAGAAUGGGAUCAUCAAGAAGGCUAAGGAAAUCACAGUUCUUUGUGAUGCUAAAGUUUCUCUUAUUAUCAUUUCUAGUUCUGGGAAAAUGUCUGAGUAUUGCAGCGGCUCUCAAGAAACGAUGAUGGAAAUUGUAGAUAGAUACCAUUCACAAAAUCAGCAGAGGUUGUGGGAUGAGAAGCAUGAGAACAUCUCCAAUGAAAUUGAUAGAUACAAGAAAGAAAAUGACGGCAUGCAAGUCUACAAGAGGCAUCUGAAUGGGGAGGACAUAAAUUCUUUGAACCACAGCGAGCUGGGGGACUUGGAGGACUCACUCGAGAAUGGCCUCACUAGUAUCAGAAACAAAAAGGCAAGCGAGGUAUUGCAGAGGCAGAGAGACAGUACCAAAGCUGCGGAGGACGAGAAUGAGCGCCUCAAUUAUGAGCUGCACAAACAGACGAUAAAGCCUGAAGAGAACUUGAGGGACAUAGAGUUGCACCAAAGGAUGUCCCAGAUGUCUUUCUUUCGAGUCCAGCCAAUUCAGCCUAAUCUCCAUGAAGACCAUGAAAGAGAAUGA